This is a messenger RNA of Juglans regia (Persian walnut), 3520 nucleotides long. RefSeq names its product putative U-box domain-containing protein 42. The transcript has 4 exons. Lineage: Eukaryota; Viridiplantae; Streptophyta; Magnoliopsida; Fagales; Juglandaceae. Gene Ontology annotation, molecular function: ubiquitin-protein transferase activity; protein binding. The coding region runs from base 120 to 3197 and encodes 1025 amino acids. Gene Ontology annotation, biological process: protein ubiquitination. The record is from RefSeq and is a predicted model, not a curated record.
GGAAACUGCCCCCCAUCUUUUUAAUAUCCUCUCCUUUGAGAGUAGGUUUCAGUCAAGGUUUGGAAGAUUUCCGUGCUCAUACACACCUGAAGGUCAUUGCAAGCAGCAGCUCCAUUUGAAUGUUGCCCAAGGAAGAAGCAAGUCCAGUUAUAUGUCUUGCACAGUCCCUGUUGGCAUCCAUUUCAGAAAUCACAGAAGCAGUAGUAUGCAUAGAAUUAGAAAAAGAAAAUUUUCUUGAAUUUGGAUGCUACUUUUACCGGGCUUCUUUCACCAUAAUGGAGUUACUGUCAGCUGAGAGUUUCCCGGCAAAUGUAAUGGAGAUUCUACAAACUCUAUCCAAAAAUGUUGAUUUGGCCAAGGAUCUUGUGAAGAGGUGCCAAGAAGGAACACGUCCAAUUUUGGACAGUGAACAGGGAAGCAUCAUAGCACAGCUUGAGGGGGUGAUAAAACAUGUGGGAGAAUGCCUGGGCCUGAUACCUGCAUCAUCAUUUGAAGACCAAGUAUAUGUAGAAGUCGCUAUCCGGUCUCUAUCAAAUGAGAUGCAGAAUGCUCAAUUUACAAUCAGGCAAACUCUGUCAUCCAAGACCUGUGAGCUCGAUUCACAUGCAUUGUCUUUGGAGAAGCAACUGAAGGAAGAACAAGUAUCAAUAGAGACAGACCUCUACCCCAUAAAUAUUGAGGAUUCUACAGAUAGUCAGUUCUUCGAUAUGCCUCAUGUCAUUGAAGCGCGUAAAAGCACUAGUUACAAAACCAAUAGAAAACUUUGGAACAUGAGCAGAUCCUUAUCCACAUUGCCACUGGUGGCUCAGGAGAUAGAGCCUCUUUAUGGAACUUUCUUUUGUCCUCUUAUGAAGAAGAUCAUAGAUGACCCUGUCACCAUAGAAACUGGAGUGACUUAUGAAAGGAAGGCAAUAAGUGAGUGGUUUGAGAAGUUCAAAAACUCAGAGGAGAUUUUCUGCCCAAUCACAGGGCAUAAGCUGGUAACUAGAGAUCUCGUCACUAAUAUAGCUCUGAAGUCUACAAUAGAUGAGUGGAGAGAAAGGAAUGAAGUAGCCAGGAUCAAGGUUUCCCAGGCAGCUUUGUCUUUAGCCAGUUCAGACGGUAUGGUACUGGAAGCAAUAGAAGAUUUGCAAAGUAUCAGCCAAGGUAGACAAUACAGCAGGAAACAAGUCUGCAGUGAUGGAGUAUUGGCAUCACUCGUUAAGUUUCUACAGUACAAAAACAUAGAUGUUGUCUGUGCAGCACUGGAACUACUACGACUACUAUGUGCAGAGGAAGAUGAUGGCAUCAAGGAAAUCAUUUCCAAAAAAAUGGAUAUUUCCACAGCAAUCAAAAUGCUGUCGAGAAGUCAUCAGCGUGUAAGGCAUGCAUCAUUGCUGUUCUUGCUUGAGCUUUCAAGAUCCAAAUUUAUGUGUGAGAAAAUUGGGUCGGUUCCUGGAGGAAUUCUAAUGCUGAUAUCUCUUAAAUACAAACCUUCCAUCGACGUCUUUGCUUCAGAAAAAGCAGAUGAAACCCUCAGGAACUUAGAGAGUUCACCAAAUAACAUUAAGCGCAUGGCAGAAUGUGGACUUUUGGAGCCCCUUCUAAAACACCUUGUUGAAGGUUGUGAAGAUAUGAAAAUGGAAAUGGCGAGCUAUCUUGGGGAAAUUGUUCUCGGACAUGACAGCAAAACCUACGUGGCUGAGAGGGCUUCUCCCCCUCUCAUCAAAAUGGUUCGUAGUGGGAACACUUUGUGCAGAAGGGAAGCAUUUAAAGCUCUAUCUCAAAUCUCAUCCUAUCAACCAAAUGGAAAAAUACUUGUAGAAGCUGGACUAGUACAAAUUAUGUUUGAAGAGAUGUUUACCAGGAGAAUCUGUGACGAGCCUAUGAACUCAACUAUAGAAGCAGCUGCAAUACUAGCAAAUGUAUUUGAAUCUGUGCUUGAGCUUGAGAACCUCCAAGUGAAUACUCGUGGACACACCGUGUCUUCCAACUACGUUGUAUACAACAUCAUUAACAUGGUAAAGAACUCAACCCCUGAUGAUCUCAACAUCAACCUUAUCAGAAUUCUCUUAUGCCUGACAAAGACACCAAAAUCAACAGCCUCCAUUGUCUCAGCUGUCAAAACGACUGAUGCAAGCUACACCCUGACUGAAUUCACCAAUAAUCCAGAUGAUGAACUUGGGAUAGCAUCAAUCAAGCUACUUGGUGCACUUUCACCCUACAUGGGCCAUACACUAAUAGAAAGACUUUGCAAAACAAGAGGCCAUCCUGAGAACCUAAUCCAGAGCCCAACUGAAGUAACUCAAAUCACAGAGAGACAUGCAGUUUCAGCAAAAUAUUUAGCACAACUCCCUCACCAAAACCUCACACUCAACCUAGCUCUUCUAAGCAAGAAUGCAGUCCCUACUAUCCUACAAACAAUCAAUCAAAUCCAAAGAAGUGGAACAAGGUCAAGCAGGUAUGCAAAUGCUUACUUGGAAGGACUAGUGGGCAUUCUAGUCAGAUUCACAGCAACACUGUAUGAACCUCAAAUGCUGUUUCUUGCAAGAAACUACAAUUUCACGUUAGUGUUCUCAGAAUUGCUGAUGAAAACAUCAAGUGAUGAAGUUCAAAGGUUAUCAGCAAUAGGAUUGGAGAAUCUCUCGACAGAGUCAAUAAAUCUAUCAAAACCACCACAGAUCAAGAGAACCAAGAUUAUGAAGCUAUUCUACUUACCAAAGUUCCUAUCUUUUGGUUCAUCAAAGCGGAGGAAAAUACCAGUGUGCCCAGUUCAUCGAGGGGCAUGUUCUUCGCAAAACACAUUCUGUUUAGUUGAUGCCAAGGCAGUUGAGAGGCUGUUGGGAUGUUUGGACCAUGACAAUGUAGAGGUGGUUGAUGCUGCAUUGUCAGCUAUAUGUACAUUGUUGGAUGACAAAGUUGACGUAGACAACAGUGUAAGCAUGUUGAGUGAAGUAAAUGCCAUAAAGCACGUUCUGAACGUGGUGAAAGAGCACCAGCAAGAGGGUCUGUGGCAAAAGUCACUUUGGGUUAUUGAGAAAUUUUUAAUGAAAGGCGGUGACAAGUCUGCUUCAGAUAUAUCGCAGGACAGGUUGUUUCCUGCCACAUUGGUGAGUGCUUUCCAUCAUGGAGAGGGUAGUACAAGGCAGCUAGCUGAGAAGAUUUUGCGGCAUUUGAACAAGAUGCCAAAUCUCUCUACUUACAACCCUGUCAUGUAAAAUCCUCUCUCUCUCUCUCUGGUCUUAUUGAAACGCUGCAGUUGACGACGUCUUAUGGUUCCAAGUUGCCCAAGAGUGGUGUUGCUUUGCAUAGUUGAAGUUGUGAUUUGAAAGGAGUAACGUGUAAAUCGUACACUUCUUAACAUGCUAUCUGACGACUUUGAAUGUUUCUAGUUAUUCAUCGACGUGUUUUUUAAGAACUGAAAUCCCCUACAAUUUUCUUUUUAUUCACACACAUUCUACAAUUCACAAAAAGAUAAACACAUCACACGCCGUAUCUAUUUCUCUUCUAAUUGUAGAAUGUGUUUCGGUUAGAAAUUAUA